AUGAAAAGAAGCGAGAUAACCAGCUUGAGAGAGGCUUUAGCUGAGUCGCAUAGUAACCUACUCUUCAUCGAGACACCAGAAACCUCACCUGAUAAGAAACCAUCAGCAGUGACUGGCACCACCGAUAGUAACCCACCGGGGUCCACAUUAACAGCACCUCCCACACCUACAUUAUAUGGCUACUCUAGGCUUGAAUCAUCCGAAUCAGACGAUAGUAGCCCAGAUGAAGUACCUCCUACCGAUGGUCAUACGUCCCCCGCGGAAAACCCCCAUGAGAUUGUUACUCCACCUAGGCGACGCGACCUCACAAUUGGUGUUGAGCUGGAAGCUAUCAUCGAUAAUCUCACACUCGAAGAUGGUUUGGAGGUAUAUAGGAUUGUUGCAGAUGCCUUGCAUCCGCUGGCCAAGGAAUUAGGAACAAGUGUCGCAUAUCAGCGCGGCCUAGAGGCACCAGACGUUCCAUUUCUCAACACCCUCUUUCAGGUUAUUGAUGACCUGAGCAUCGAGACAAAUAUAAAACAAGACUCUGAUGUUGAGACUUCUGUUUCUAUUUGGGAAGCAUCAAACUCUGCAGGGGUCGAAGUCAUCACUCCAAUAAUGAGAAAUGACGAGUGGACCUUUAUCGUCCCGGACAUGAUGGGACAUCUUAGAAAGUCUCUCGACAUAUCUUUUAAUCGUACUACAGCUCUACAUGUUCAUGUUGGUAUCGGACGGCCCUACACUUUGAGAGAUCUGAAACGCGUCGCAAAGGCUGUUAUACUUUUCGAGGAUGCCAUGAAUACAUUGCAUCCACUAUACAGAAACUUGCGUUACACGCUACUUGGUUCUCAUAUUCUUCCCUGCCGCAAAGGUGGACAUCUGAACGGACUUAGUGAUUACGAUAUGAUGAUGGCACUUGAAAAGACAACAUCGAUCGCCGAGCUUAUCUAUACGAUCAACCCGGUUCCAUAUUUCAUGAACAACGCCAACCAUACACCUUUUUCACACUGGAAGGGCUAUCGUUACAGUUUUACGAGUAUUCCUACCUUGGGCACAAUUGAGUUUCGGCAGGCAGCGGGGACUCUCAACGGUGAGAUGGCGGUUAACUGGAUCAAGAGGAUAGCAAAGUUUGUGAUCAGUGCUGUAUCAACAUCGGAUGAUACGCUGGAAAAUUGGGCAAAAGCAGGCAUUGGUAGGACUACUGAUGCUUAUAUUCUUGAAGCAUUCGGAGCCCCGGCACCAGUGGAUAUGUUUUCGACAGAGCUGGAGGAGGCGGAGAAGACUGUGGUGAACCUCCACAUCUAG
Morchella sextelata is the source of this 1284-nucleotide messenger RNA. RefSeq lists its product as uncharacterized. The coding region runs from base 1 to 1284 and encodes 427 amino acids. The record is from RefSeq and is a predicted model, not a curated record. The transcript is spliced from 2 exons. NCBI's taxonomy places the organism in Eukaryota, Fungi, Ascomycota, Pezizomycetes, Pezizales, Morchellaceae.